AAGCCUGGGUCUUCAUAGAAAAGGAGAGGAGGCAAACGCAGCCCAAACUGGGGGGUUUCUCUUCAAAGCCAGCUGGUCUGGCUUUAUUCUACAGGAAUUUUUUUACCUGUCAGAGUUUGGACAACAAAGCCCUCAGCAGGUGCUGACGGGUACAACUUCCUGGAGAAGCAGAAAGGCGCUGGUGCCAAAGAAGAGUUGCAAACUGUGAAGUAACUUCUAUGAAGAGAUGAAGUGAAGAAUGGAAGGCAAAUGACUGUAUGUGUAUGUGCAGGAACGAAUGCAGGAAUUUGGGAACUGAGCAGUGCAAGUGCUGAAGGAGGAGAUUUGUUUGGAGGAAACAGGAAAGAGAAAGAAAAGGAAGGAAAAAAUACAUAAUUUCAGGGACGAGAGAGAGAAGAAAAACGGGGACUAUGGGGAGAAAAAAGAUUCAGAUUACGAGGAUUAUGGAUGAACGUAACAGACAGGUGACAUUUACGAAGAGGAAAUUUGGGUUGAUGAAGAAGGCGUACGAGCUGAGCGUGCUGUGUGACUGUGAGAUCGCCCUGAUCAUCUUCAACAGUACCAACAAGCUGUUCCAGUACGCCAGCACGGACAUGGACAAGGUGCUGCUCAAGUACACCGAGUACAACGAGCCGCACGAGAGCCGGACGAACUCAGACAUCGUGGAGACGUUGAGAAAGAAGGGCCUUAAUGGCUGUGACAGCCCAGAUCCUGAUGCAGACGAUUCAGUAGGUCACAGCCCUGAGUCUGAGGACAAGUACAGGAAAAUUAACGAAGAUAUUGAUCUAAUGAUCAGCAGGCAAAGAUUGUGUGCCUUGAACAAGAAAGAAAACAAAGGCUGUGAAAGCCCCGAUCCCGACUCCUCUUAUGCACUCACCCCACGCACUGAAGAAAAAUACAAAAAAAUUAAUGAAGAAUUUGAUAAUAUGAUCAAGAGCCAUAAAAUUCCUGCUGUUCCACCUCCCAACUUUGAGAUGCCAGUCUCCAUCCCAGUGUCCAGCCACAACAGUUUGGUAUACAGCAACCCCGUCAGCUCACUGGGAAACCCCAACCUUUUGCCACUGGCCCACCCUUCUCUGCAGAGGAAUAGUAUGUCUCCUGGUGUAACACAUCGACCUCCGAGUGCAGGUAACACAGGUGGUCUGAUGGGUGGAGACCUCACAUCCGGUGCAGGCACCAGUGCAGGGAACGGGUAUGGCAAUCCCCGAAACUCACCAGGUCUGCUGGUCUCACCUGGUAACUUGAACAAGAAUAUGCAAGCAAAAUCUCCUCCCCCCAUGAAUUUAGGGAUGAAUAACCGUAAACCAGAUCUCCGCGUUCUUAUUCCACCAGGCAGCAAGAAUACGAUGCCAUCAGUGAAUCAAAGGAUAAAUAACUCCCAGUCUGCUCAGUCAUUGGCUACCCCAGUGGUUUCCGUAGCAACUCCUACUUUACCAGGACAAGGGAUGGGAGGAUAUCCAUCAGCCAUUUCAACAACAUAUGGUACCGAGUACUCUCUGAGUAGUGCAGACCUGUCAUCUCUGUCUGGGUUUAACACCGCCAGCGCUCUUCAUCUUGGGUCAGUAACUGGCUGGCAACAGCAGCACCUACAUAACAUGCCGCCAUCCGCCCUCAGUCAACUGGGAGCUUGCACUAGCACUCAUUUAUCUCAGAGUUCAAAUCUCUCCCUGCCUUCUACUCAAAGCCUCAACAUCAAGUCAGAACCUGUUUCUCCUCCUAGAGACCGUACCACCACCCCUUCGAGAUACCCACAACACACGCGCCACGAGGCGGGGAGAUCUCCUGUUGACAGCUUGAGCAGCUGUAGCAGUUCCUACGAUGGCAGUGACCGAGAGGAUCACCGGAACGAAUUCCACUCCCCCAUUGGACUCACCAGACCUUCGCCGGACGAAAGGGAAAGUCCCUCAGUCAAGCGCAUGCGACUCUCUGAAGGAUGGGCAACAUGAUCAGAUUAUUACUUAAUAGUUUUUUUUUCUUGCAGUGUGUGUGUGUGCUAUACCUUAAUGGGGAAGGGGGGGGUCGAUAUGCAUUCUAUGUGCUGUGUGUGGAAAAAAAAAGUCAGGUACUCUGUUUUGUAAAAGUACUUUUAAAUUGCCUCAGUGAUACAGUAUAAAGAUAAACAGAAAUGCUGAGAUAAGCUUAGCACUUGAGUUGUACAACAGAACACUUGUACAAAAUAGAUUUUAAGGCUAUCUUCUUUUCACUGUUGUGCUCCUUUGCAAAAUGUAUGUUACAAUAGAUAGUGUCAUGUUGCAGGUUCAACGUUAUUUACAUGUAAAUAGACAAAAGGAAACAUUUGCCAAAAGCGGCAGAUCUUUACUGAAAGAGAGAGCAGCUGUUAUGCAACAUAUAGAAAAGUGUAUAGAUGUUUUGGACAGACCCGGCAAAGGGUGGCCACUGUUAAAUGUUAGGAACACACCAGGUCACCUAACACCCACCCCGAGAACGCUCACAAGCCUGCAGGCACGUCCUUGGUGUAUGGCACUCAUGAGAAAGGAUGAACUACCAUUAAAAGAGGACCAUACCUAUUUUUAAAAAUGUGGAGUUUGAGGGCUAACGUAUUUAAUUAAAUAAAUAAAUCUGGGUCUGCAUCUCUUAUUAAAUAAAAAUAUAAAAAUAUGUACAUUACAUUUUGCUUAUUUUCAUAUAAAAGGUAAGACAGAGUUUGCAAAGCAUUUGUGGCUUUUUGUAGUUUACUUAAGCCAAAAUGUGUUUUUUUCCCCCUUGAUAGCUUCGCUAAUAUUUUAAACAGUCCUGUAAAAAAACCAAAAAGGACUUUUUGUAUAGAAAGCACUACCCUAAGCCAUGAGGAACUCCAUGCUUUGCUAACCAAGAUAACUGUUUUCUCUUUGUAGAAGUUUUGUUUUUGAAAUGUGUAUUUCUAAUUAUAUAAAAUAUUAAGAAUCUUUUAAAAAAUCUGUGAAAUUAACAUGCUUGUGUAUAGCUUUCUAAUAUAUAUAAUAUUAUGGUAAUAGCAGAAGUUUUGUUAUCUUAAUAGCGGGAGGGGGGUAUAUUUGUGCAGUUGCACACUUGAGUAACUAUUUUCUUUCUGUUUUCUUUUACUCUGCAUACAUUUUAUAAGUUCAAGGUCAGCUGUCAAAAGGAUAACCUGUGGGAUUAGAACAUAUCACAUUGCAACACCCUAAAUUGUUUUUAAUCCGUUAGCAAUCUAUUGGGUCAACUGACAUCCAUUGUAUAUACUAAUUAGUUUCUUUCAUGCUAUUUUUGUUUUUGUUUUUGCAUUUUUAUCAAAUGCAGGGCCCCUUUCUGAUCUCACCAUUUCACCAAGCAUCUUGGAAUUCAGUAAGUGCAUACCCUAAACUUGCCCAUUUCCUAAAUAAUCUGGUUGGUUUUCAGCCUAGAAUUUGAUAAUGCUUUUAAGAAAUAUGCCCAGAAUAGAGAGCUGUGUCGGGGCACGUGUCCUGCCAGAUAGCCCUAGAAACAAGUGAUAUGGAGUUUACUCUGUGCAAGAGUUGUAAAUUCCCACAGAAGAAAAAUGUGAAAGACCGGGUGCUAGAUAAGAAGGAAGCAGGUAAAGGGAUAGUUGCUUCGUCAUCCGUUUUUAAUUAUUUUAACUGACCCUCAACAAUCUUGUCAGUGAUAUAGGACUGUUGAACAAUCCCGGUGUGUCAGGACCCCCCAAAUGUCACUUCUGCAUAAAGCAUGUAUGUCAUCUAUUUUUUCUUCAAUAAAGAGAUUUAAUAGCCAUUUCAAGAAAUCCCAUUAAAGAACCUCUCUAUGUCCCUUUUUUUUUUAGUUUUCAAGAAAUAAUGAUGACUCUUGUCUAAUAUUCGUCUAUAAGGGAUUAAUUUCAGACCCUUUAAAAAGUGAGUGCCAUAAAAAAAAAGUUGAUAUAUAUUGUUUAAAAGAGAUUUCAAUCUAGGAAUGAUUUUCUCUUGGAAUGUGAAGAUCUGUCGAUUCAUCUCCAACCAUACAUAGUGACAUACACAGCAAAGAAGACAGUAAGAUCGACACUGCUAUAUCAGGUGUAGGACAUUUCUUAGCCAUUUUUCUCUUUUUCUUGCAUAGUCGCUAUGUGUUUCUCAUCGUAAAACCCUGCCACUGGGUGGCAAAAGCCAAGAGACCUUACUAACUAGGC
Molecule: messenger RNA, 4099 nt
Organism: Hippopotamus amphibius kiboko
Lineage: Eukaryota; Metazoa; Chordata; Mammalia; Artiodactyla; Hippopotamidae
Gene: MEF2C
Product: myocyte enhancer factor 2C
Exons: 12
Coding region: 411-1946 (511 amino acids)
Biological process (GO): heart development; positive regulation of transcription by RNA polymerase II; cell differentiation
Molecular function (GO): protein dimerization activity; DNA-binding transcription factor activity, RNA polymerase II-specific; histone deacetylase binding
Source: RefSeq, a predicted model, not a curated record